AAGAGAGAGAGAGAGAAAAAGAGAAGCGCACACACACACUUCGAUGCUGGAGUGUUGUACAGCAUCCCUACUCUCGACAGGAAUCUGUGCCCCGCAUCGUUGAAAGAGGCAUGCAGCAGUGUCGAAGUGCUGCGAAUAUCAGACCGUAGUGGUUGCCCUGACGGUCAAGCAAAUGGCAAGUGCCAGUUGCUCCGCAGCGCUCGCUACGGUUAGUCACGGUACGUUUGGUUCUGGCCUCUACUGCCGGAAAGUACUUUCCCGGUCAUUUUUCUAUCGGCGAUCGUCCAGUAUAUAUCCGUACGAAAUUCGGGAGACCGUUCGUCCUAGGAGGCCGAGCAGUCUCGCGGCCAGCGGGAAUACGUUGCCGGAGUAAAAAAGAAAAAAAAAAUAAAUUAAUACAUGCCGUGCCGCUGGGAACGUGGAAAUGUAGUGGAGUGCACGUAUAUAUGAACAGUGUCGCGUGUAGGCGUGUUUUUCGGACAAGUUCUCUCGGUCUUUCAUCAUUCCUCGAAAACGCAUCGAAAGGACUCCCGAGAACGCGAUGAUGUUCUCGAUGAUGCGCGUUGCUGUGUUCCUGUCGCUUAUUGUUGAUCUCCAUGCAGCGACUAACACAGUGACAUCAGCCAAGGAGGAAUGCAGAAAAAGAAUAGCUGAAUGCAUGAUGAAUGGUGGUGGAAGCACACCAGUAUGCGGAAGUGACGGAAUCACAUACUCCUCGCAGUGUCAAGUCAUUUCUAAGCAGUGUCAUGGCAUGUCCAUUCUUAUAAAACAUACUGGACCUUGCCCAGAGACACCAGUGUGCCUGUCAGCAAGACUGACCGCCCGACCAAGCGCACGGCCUGUUUGUCGGCCUGAUGGGACAUAUGCACCGAUCCAAUGCCACAUGGAAACUGGCUAUUGUUGGUGUGUAACACCGCAGGGUCGACCAUUGCCUGACACAUCGAUAAGGGGUGACAAACCGAAGUGUUCGAAAUCCGGUUCCCAAUCUGUUGCGUCUACUAGAAGCAGUCAAAAACGGCGUUCCCCGAGUACGAAGCAACGCAGACAAUAUGUCAGCAACAGGCAUCGGAAUACCUGCAAUCGCACUGAAAAAUCAAAAUUUAACGGAAAUCUAAUCGAGAACUUUAACAUUGAAUAUAUGCGGGUUAACAAAUCUAAUGAUGGAGAAAAAAAUGUCGAGCAGGUGCUGUCGUGGAAGUUUGUGAUCUUGGACAAAAAUGGAGACGGCUUCUUAGAUAGAGCAGAGUACAAGGAACUCAAAAGGCUUGCAAAGACAGCAAUAAAGCCGAAGAAGUGUGUCCGCACAUUCGCCCGUACAUGUGACUUAAAUCGCGAUUUAAAGCUGUCCAGGCAAGAAUGGGGUGCUUGUCUCGCAAAUGAUUUUACUCUUUUAAAAGGUAGUCCAGCAUCAAUUCAUACUCCACCAAUAUUUAAUGAAGAUCUCCCGAAUACUAAGGAGGAGAAAGAUGCGAAUGAUUGUCUAUCGGAUAGAAGAUCAGUACUGGAAGAUCAGAAACAAAAUUCGAACGAGAAAUUUUAUGUUCCGCAAUGUACAUCCGAUGGAAGAUAUCAUCGAAUACAGUGUUACUCGGGUUAUUGUUGGUGCGUACAUCAAGAUACUGGUAAACCAAUACCAGGCACUUCUUCAAAGGAUGGAACGCCAAACUGUAAUCCAGUUCCGACUCCCAGCAGACCUAUGAAAGGAUGUCCGGAAUGGAAGAAACGACUAUUCCUUCGGGAUUUAAUGGACUUCAUGCAAAAGGAAAUGGUCGCAUCCAACAACGAUUCCGAUGAAACUACCGUUAAAUGGAAGGUUUCUAAGGAGGAAAGAAUUGCUACAUGGCAUUUUGUGAUGCUCGAUAAAAAUAAAAACAAGAUUUUAGAAAGAAAGGAAUGGAAAAACUUUCGCACAAUGGUAGCGAAUAAUGAACAGCUUCGUAGAUGCGGCAAGAAGUUACCAAGAUAUUGUGAUAUUAAUAAUGACAGAAGGAUCAGUAUGACAGAAUGGUUCAGUUGUCUUAAUACUCAACGUUCAACAUCAGCUGACGAUCCAGAAAAAAUGUCGACGAGUAAACCGAAGAGAAUGGGUCCAAAUCCAUUAGAUCAAUUUCUCAACGAUGAUGACUAGUAAUAUAAUAUACGAUAAUAAAUUGUAAUUAUCAUUUUAUAAAAAGGAACUCGCCGUUUUUAAAAUCUGUUUAAACUUUAGACUAGUUACUAUUUUUAAAAACCUUAAUUUGUAUCUUGUAACUAAUAAUAAAUAUGCUCUCCCCGUCCCAUGAAAAAAUGACUUCGGUUUAUAUAUCUAAUAAGAUGCAAGAUAGAAAAAUUGAUUAUUAAAUUGCAACAUAAUUAUUCUUUUAAUUCAAUAAAUUUAUUUGCAUUAAUAUAAAUAUAUUGGCAACAAUUGACUCACUAACUAAAGUUGAGAUCAUUUUCUCAUGGGUAACCGAUUGAUGUAUAGUAUUAGUUCUUACUUAACCGCAUGAGUGCCACGAGUAAUUGUAGUAAAGGUAGUCGAAAAGUGCCAAGUGCGGCGCAAUCGCGCUGUUCGUAUUUCAUGUCGAGAAAUGCCUAACGCAAUCGCGCUAUUUUAUUUUAUUUGUGCGUGCGUGCGUGCAUAUGACUUAGCGGAAUGUUGCUGCCGUCGAAUAAGGGGAUGGCCUCAACCGUAUAUUUCAACGGGAUGAGCCACGGAGGAAAAACGAAAGAAAA
Molecule: messenger RNA, 2715 nt
Organism: Ooceraea biroi (clonal raider ant)
Lineage: Eukaryota; Metazoa; Arthropoda; Insecta; Hymenoptera; Formicidae
Gene: magu
Product: SPARC related modular calcium binding-like protein magu
Biological process (GO): extracellular matrix organization
Cellular component (GO): basement membrane
Molecular function (GO): heparin binding; extracellular matrix binding; calcium ion binding
Source: RefSeq, a predicted model, not a curated record